AUGGCGCGGAGUCAGCCGCGUGUCGUUUCCAUUGGCGAUGUCUCCAUGUCCGCCUCAGACAACCUAUCGCCCUUGGUUCCAACUGUUCCACCUCGACGUGGUGGCUUGCUUCGAGAGGGCACCGACCUUUCCUCCUCAGAGCUGGCGCCGCUCCGCUGGAUGAUGCAGAAGGCCCUGCUGCGGCAAGACAUGUUCCUGCUUGGGCCACCAGGGCCUUUGCUGAGGCACACCGUGUUUCGCUUCUGUGAGCUUCUCCGUCGUGAGGUAGAGUACGUUGGCAUUACCAGGGACACAGGCGAAGCAGAUCUGAAGCAGCGCUGCGAGAUUGUCGACGGAAGCGUGAAGUACGUUGACCAAGCUCCUGUGCGAGCAGCCAUCCACGGCCGAAUCUUGGUGCUUGAAGGCAUCGAGAAGGCCGAGCGGAACGUGCUUCCGCUGCUGAACAACCUCCUCGAGAAUCGUGAGAUGUCACUGGAGGACAGGCGCUUCCUCCUUGCGCCUGCAAGGGCCAAACAGCUGCGAGAGCAGUUUGGCAGCGACCAGGAGUUCUCGCAGCUUGUGCCAGUGCACGAAGACUUCUUGGUAGUAGCUUUGGGUUUGCCGGAGCGAGGGAAUCCUUUGGAUCCUCCACUGCGCUCGCGCUUUGCGGCGCUGCAGCUCCGACCAUCCCUGCCCUCGGAGCUGGUCAGCCCGCUUGCGCAGCUGGCACCAUUAUUGCCAAUCUCUAGCGUGGAAAGGCUCUUAACGGCAGCAUCCACUCUGCAAGAUCUAGCCGAGGGCGCUUCGGACGCCUUCAAGAUUCCAGGUCUUGACGUCGCCAGCCUUGGAUGCGCAGUGCGCGUACUCCAAGCAUUUCCAGGAGCGGACAUGCGCAGCGUGUUCCAGCGCGUCUACCCCGCGUACGGGUUUGUGCGUAUGCAAGAGCCGGAGCUGACUACGAUCAAGAAGGUCGUGGCGGAGCUCCAAAACGACAGAACCUCGGUGAGCUACUCUCUUGAGGCGGUGAGCCUUGCGAGGGAGGAGAACAAGCUGCCAGCAGCCCGCUUGCGCUUCCGGAAGUUUAUGUCGGGAGAGCCAGUGGCUGAUGUGGUCGAGGCUUUGGCGGCAUGUGGGCCAUUCCUGAGGGCAGAAGACGAGAGCACGCCUGUCACUGCAAAUGAGGGUGUUGCUGCAGGAAAGGAGGAGGCCGAGGCAGAUCAGCUGCGGUCUUUGAGCGCCAAGGAGCUGAGAUCCUGGUUGUCUGCCUGCGGUGUGUCUCACGUGGGUUGCUUUGAGAAAGCAGAGUUCCUUGCAAGGGCCCAGGACCACCUCAAGAAGCUGCAGGGAAGUAAUCCGAUUCCCCGACCGGUGGGAGCUCUGUCCAGGCUGAUAGAGGGCCUCAUCCUGACCCCGUCCCAGGCUUCCCUGCUUUCGGACUUGCUCGCAGAUCACUCUGCCGGGGCGGACUUGGCUUUGGUGGGCGACAAGGGCUCCGGCAAGUCUGCAAUCGUUCGGGCUUUUGCCUCCUUGCUUGGCUACAGGACGCGUAGCCUGUUCUGCUACCGGGACAUGAGCUCCCGGGACCUCCUGCAGCGUCGCGUGACAGACCCGGCCGGCAACACAAAGUGGAGGGACUCUCCGAUCGUCGAGGCAGCUCUUUGUGGCGACCUGGCUAUUCUCGAUGGUGCUCAUCGCUUGGCCAAGGGCAGCCUCUAUGCCACAUUGGCACCACUGCUUUCUGACAGAGCAUGCGCUCUUCCUGACGGAACGCUCCUCUGCUCUCCGCACUUCUGGGAGACGAGGUCAGAGGGCGGCAACCUGGCAGGCUUGGGCGUGCGCCAGGUGCAUCCGGCCUUUCGGCUCAUUGCCUGUGGGGAGAGUCCCGAGUCAGGGACAUCACAAGCCUGGAUAGACGAGGAGGUCUCGACUCUUUUCCACUUCCAUGCGAUCACAGCUUUGCCCAGCCACGAGCAGCGAAGCUUGGCGGCUCGAUGUGCUGGCGUUGUGGCCUCCAAAGUGAAGGACAAGCCCAUCGACCAGCUGCUUUCUUACAGUGAAGCUGCCAAAGCUGCAGUCUCGAAGGAUGCAGAUCUGAAGCCUCUCCAACUAAGCCUUCGUGCACUCCUCCGAGCCUCCAGGCAUCUGUCCCUCAGACCGGAGGAUACAGCAGGUGCCAUGGCCCGGGCGUUCUCCGCGCGCUUUGCGUUGCUACCAGGCCCUCAGCGGCUGCUUGGUGAGAAGAUGCUGGCGGAGGCAGGGAUCAUCCGUCCUGCGCCGCGCGAGACCGACCUGACGGCUUCUGAAGAAGCGGGAGAGUUGCAAGUGGGCGGCGUGCGCUGUCGACUACGCACGCCAGUCCGACCAGAACUUGUGCCGAAGGUCCAUUUUAUCGAGACCCCAGCCCACAUGGCUGUGUUGCAGAGCAUGCUGGUGAGUUGGACGGCGGGGCAGCAUCUUCUGCUGGUUGGAAACCAGGGGGUGGGAAAGAACAAGCUUGCAGACCAUUUGCUCGGCCUUCUUCAUUGCGAGCGGGAGUACGUCCAACUCCACCGCGACACAACCGUACAGAGCUUGACCUUGACCCCCACACUGGAGGCUGGUGUGGUUGGUUGGCAGGAUUCGGCACUCAUACGUGCCGCCCGCGCAGGGAGAUGCUUGGUGGUGGACGAGGCUGACAAGGCUCCUUUGGAGGUGGUCUGCGUGCUGAAGGCCCUGGCAGAGGAUGGCGAGCUAUCGCUUCCAGACGGCCAUACCUUGGUGCGCUCGAGCGACUCGAGGCUUGCAUCUGCUGGCGAGAAUGAGUUCCUUCCAAUUGCGGAUGGCUUUCGGAUGAUCGUCCUGGCCAACAGGCCAGGCUUUCCCUUUCUCGGAAAUGACUUCUACCGGGUUUGUGGAGACGUCUUUGAUUGUCAUGCCGUGGAAUGCUUGGACACGGAGAGCGAGCUGGAGCUCCUCCGGCAAACUGCGCCACGAGUGCCGCAGGAAAAGCUUGCCGCUCUGUCCAACCUGUUCAUGGACCUGCGACAGCUCUCAGACUCUGGGCAACUGACUUAUCCGUACUCCACUCGUGAUUUGGUCAAACUUGCUGUUCACGCGCAGAAUUUUCCAGGUGAUUCCUCAGAAGAGCUGGCAGCCAAUGUCUUCGGCUUUGAUGCGUUCCAGGAGGAUCAGCGUCAUCACCUGCUCAAGGUCUUACGCCGCCACGGAAUUGCCAAGGGCAAGGCGGGCGAGGCCGAAUUAUUUGGAGAACGUCGUGGAAGAAGGAACCUCCAACUCAUCGAAAGCUCCGGUCAGGCUCCUGUGACUUGA
Symbiodinium natans is the source of this 3288-nucleotide messenger RNA. The record is from the annotation of a GenBank genome assembly. NCBI's taxonomy places the organism in Eukaryota, Dinophyceae, Suessiales, Symbiodiniaceae.